CGAGAAUUUCAGUGGGAGACCAGGUGCACCUGUCGCUGAGGGAGAAAUGCAUGCCUUGAGACAUGACAUACUUCCGCCUAGUGGUGUUGAGUUUGCAACGACACUGAAACUCACGCCCUCAACUAUCACUGGAUCUUCCAGACAAGAAAAGUUGCCUCGCGUUCUUACCAACGUCGUCGUCUCAAGAUCUAACCUUUUGCGCAUUUUCGAAGUGUGGGAGCAAUCUCCACAAAUCUCAACUUAUAUUGAAGAUGAGCGAGAGCGGAGGGCUCAUGUGCGAAAGGGCACUGAGGCUGUAGAGGGCGAAGUAGAGAUGGACGAGGGUGGAGAAGGGUGGGUUAAUAUGGGGUCCGUAAAGGCUACUGCAAAGAAAGAUCCUUCAACGGUGUCACGCUUCCACUUUGUGCGAGAGCACACUCUGCAUGGCACUGUCACUGGCAUGGAAAGCGUGCGCAUUAUGUCAACUUAUGAGGACCAACUAGAUCGUCUAUUAGUGUCCUUCAAGGAUGCCAAGAUAGCUCUCCUUGAGUGGUCAGACGCUGCACACGAUCUUGUCACCGUUUCGAUACAUACGUAUGAGCGCGCGCCCCAGAUGGUUUCAUUGGACAGUCCCCUUUUCAAAACGGAAUUGCGUGCAGACCCCUUGUCACGAUGUGCAGCACUGUCUCUUCCAAAGGAUGCAUUUGCUAUUCUUCCGUUCUUUCAGACCCAAGCAGAACUCGAAAUAAUGGAGCAGGAACAAAACCAUACAAGGGACGUACCGUACUCUCCAAGUUUCGUGCUAGACCUCGUCAACGAUGUUGAUGAGCGCAUUCGGAACGUCAUAGACUUUGUUUUCCUUCCUGGAUACAACAACCCGACAGUCGCAGUGCUUUGCCAAUCUGAGCAGACGUGGGCUGGUCGUCUCAAGGAGUACCGUGACACGGCUCGCCUCUACAUCUUUACCUUGGACCUCAUGAGUCGCAAUUACCCCAUUAUCACUGCUGUCGACGGUCUCCCUUACGACAGCGUGUCUCUCCUUCCCUGCGCAACUUCACUUGGAGGUGUCAUCGUCCUUACAAGUAAUUCCAUCAUAUAUGUCGAUCAAGCAGCUCGCCGCGUGGCCCUUCUCGAUAUGCCAAUGCCUCCAGCAGACAAAGACCUUGGCCUAUGCAUCGAGGGUAGUCGGCUCGUGUUUGUCGAUGAAAAGACUUUCUUUGUCAUUCGAAAAGAUGGCAUGAUACACCCCAUUGAGAUUAUCCUAGAUGGGAGGACUGUAUCCAAAUUAGUGCUAUUACCUGUUAUUGCUCAGACGACCAUACCAGCUGUCGCCAAAUUACUGAAUGACGACCUGCUUUUUGUGGGAAGCAUGGUUGGACCGUCGGUAUUAAUGAAGGCGGCUAGGGAAGAGGUACCUCUCGAACUUCCUGCGCAACAAACUGGUGCUGCCACCGCUAUCAAUUUUUCUGAUAGUAUGGAUUUAGACGAUGACGAUGAUCUAUAUGGCGAUUCACAAACCGCCACACGGGCGACUGUUGGAGCAACGUCGGGAACCAGUGCUGCGACAAAGACUCGUUCCAUCAUUCACCUUUCAUUGUGCGACUCGUUACCCGCAUAUGGCCCAAUCGCUGAUAUGACAUUUUCUCUUGCUAAGAAUGGAGAACGUUUUGUCCCGGAACUUGUUGCUGCUACAGGAGCAGGUCAUCUAGGCGGAUUCACCCUUUUCCAGCGCGACCUUCCGACGCGUACGAAACGGAAACUGCAUGUACUUGGAGGGGCACGAGGAAUCUGGUCUCUUUCCGUUCGCCAGUCCCAACGUGUUAAUGGUCUCUCUUAUGAGAAGGCUACAAGCCCAUUUUCAGCCGAAAUUGACACGAUAAUAAUUAGCACAGACGCUAAUCCUACGCCAGGUGUUUCGCGGAUAGCAACCCGAACUGCAAAAACCGACAUCGCUAUUCCGACUCGCAUACCUGGGACAACUAUAAGCGCAGCCCCGUUCUUCCAGCGUACCACCAUAUUGCAUGUCAUGACAAACGCUAUCCGCGUGCUGGAGCCCGACGGUAAUGAAAGACAGGUUAUCAAAGAUAUGGACGGUAGUUUGCCUCGGGCAAAAAUUAAAUCAUGCAGUAUCUGUGAUCCUUUUGUGCUUAUCCUGCGAGAAGAUGAGUCUAUCGGUCUUUUCAUUGGUGAAACGGAGCGAGGGAAGAUUCGACGCAAAGAUAUGUCUCCAAUGGGUGACAAGUCGUCUCGUUAUAUUGCGGGCUGUUUCUUCACGGAUACUAUUGCAGCUGGCAACAGAAGUCAAUGGCUCAUGCUCGUACGACCGCAGGGCGUCAUGGAGAUCUGGUCACUACCGAAGUUGACUCUUGUGUUCUCAACUACUGCGAUCUCUACGCUGGAGAAUAUAUUAGUAGACUCCCGGACUCCUGCUGCUUUGUCUUUACCACAAGAUCCCCCCAGAAAGCCUCAGGAUCUUGAUAUCGAUCAAAUUCUCGUUGCACCCUUAGGCGAAACAUCUUUGAUUCCUCAUCUGUUUGUUUUCACGCGUUCGGGAAACAUGGCCAUUUAUGAAGCCUUGCCGGCGCCUGCUUCCACCGAACAGGCAGAUCCUCCUCUACCUAACCCACGGACUUCAUUUUUGAAGGUCAAGUUCCACAAAGUCGUGUCCAAAACCUUUGAAAUCCAGAGAGUUGAGGAAACGGAGAAAACUGUACUUGCAGAGCAUAAGAAAAUCUCGCGGACAUUUGUUCCAUUUGCGACUUCCCCAAACGUGGAGUGUACCCUUGCCGGUGUUUUCUUCACGGGUGAUAGGCCAUGCUGGAUCAUAGCAACCGAUAAGGGUGGAUUAAGGGUGGUACCCUCGGGACAUACCGUCGUUCACGCAUUCACUGCGUGUUCUCUUUGGGAGUCCAAGGGAGAUUUUCUCCUGUAUUCUGACGAGGGUCCCACUCUCCUUGAAUGGGCACCGGAAGUCCAACUUGACAGUUGUCUACCGUACCGCAGCAUUCCUCGAUCACGCGCAUACUCUAACAUUGUGUUCGAACCAUCGGCCUCGUUGAUAGUGGCUACUUCCUCAUUACAGGCCCGUUUUGCUUCCUAUGACGAAGACGGUAACAUCAUUUGGGAGCCUGAUGGGAAUGGUGUUUCCUUCCCUUAUACCGACUGCUCGACGCUCGAGCUGAUUUCGCCGGAACAUUGGGUUACAAUGGAUGGUUACGAAUUUGCGUCUAAUGAAACUGUCAACGCCCUGACUUGUGUUUUGCUUGAAACAACAAGCACGGAAAGUGGGACCAAGAAUUUCAUUGCUGUGGGAACAACAAUCAACCGAGGAGAAGAUUUGGCUGUGAAGGGAGCGACAUACGUUUUCGAAGCCGUUGAGGUUAUUUCCGAUCCUAAUUGGACACCGAAAAGAUGGUACAAAUUGAAGCUGCGAGUGAAGGAUGAUACGAAAGGCCCCGUAACAGCUGUGUGCGGCAUAAAUGGUUAUCUUGUGUCAUCUAUGGGCCAGAAGAUUUUUAUUCGCGCUCUUGAUCUGGACGAACGCCUGGUUGGUGUUGCCUUCCUAGAUGUCGGCGUCUACGUUACAUCACUGCGCUCAAUGAAGAAUCUUCUCUUGAUCGGGGAUGCCGUGAAAAGUGUCUGGCUGGUGGCUUUCCAAGAAGAUCCGUAUAAACUCGUCACACUGGCCAAGGACGUACGAAGGAGGUGUGCCACAACUGUGGACUUUUUCUUUGCUGGGGGAGAUUUAGCCAUUGCUAGCGAAGACGAAGAGGGGGUCCUAAGGCUAUUUGCAUAUGAUCCUUCAGAUCCCGAGUCUCGAGGGGGACAGCAUUUAUUGUGCCACACAGAGUUCCACAGUCAUAAAGAGUGCCGCUCAACCAUCAUGAUUGCUCGGCGCACGAAAGACGAACAACUCAUUCCUCAAGCAAAACUGGUGUCUGGAUUUACGGACGGAUCCCUAUCAACCCUCACACCCGUAGAUGAAGCUGUUUUCAAACGACUACAACUUUUGCAAGGGCAGUUGGCACGGAAUGUGCAGCACACUGCUGGAUUGAAUCCGAAAGCCCAUCGAAUUGUGCGAAAUGAGGCCGUGUCCAAGCCUUUAUCGAAGAGUGUCCUUGAUGGCCAACUCCUUAGCGAAUUUCAAGUAUUGGGGAUCAGUCGCCAGAAUGAAAUCACGCGACAGAUUGGUACAGAGAGAGCACUUGUUUUGCAUGACUGGUCUUCUCUCAUUGUUCCGUGGUAGUGAGAAUUCCAGUAUCUGUUAUUCUGACCUGCAAU
Molecule: messenger RNA, 4260 nt
Organism: Suillus subaureus
Lineage: Eukaryota; Fungi; Basidiomycota; Agaricomycetes; Boletales; Suillaceae
Product: CPSF A subunit region-domain-containing protein
Exons: 25
Coding region: 47-4225 (1392 amino acids)
Cellular component (GO): nucleus; mRNA cleavage and polyadenylation specificity factor complex
Molecular function (GO): nucleic acid binding; protein binding
Source: RefSeq, a predicted model, not a curated record